UUUACCGCAGUUUAUUAAUAAGAACAAUGGAAAGGUGGACAGGUCGAGUUGCUCUUGUAACCGGUGCUUCUGUUGGCAUUGGUGCCGCUAUUGUGCGACAGCUUGUUCAAAAUGGCAUGAAAGUUGUAGGCUGUUCUAGAAAUAUCGCGAAAAUUGAGGCUCUAAAAACGGAAUUAUUAUCGGCCAAAGGCCAGGUAAUACCGGUGAGAUGUGACCUAAAAAAUGAACAAGACAUUAUGGAUAUGUUCACAAUGAUCAAACGAGAUCUAGGUGGCGUAGAUGUUUGUGUCAACAAUGCUGGAUUAGCACAUGAAGCUCCAUUACUGAGUGGGGAAACAAGAGAUUGGAGAGAAAUGAUUGAUCUAAAUAUCAUUGGAUUGACAAUUUGUACGAGAGAGGCUGUCAAACAAAUGAGGGAAAAAGGUGCAAAUGAUGGACAUAUAUUUCUGCUGAACAGUAUGUCUGGUCAUCUAGUAGGCUCUUCAGCUAAUGGGCAUUUUUAUUCAGCUACUAAAUUUGCUGUGACUGCUCUCGGAGAAGGUAUCAGACACGAACUUCGAGAAAUGAAAUCACAAAUAAGAAUCACGUCAAUCAGCCCAGGUCUAGUUGAAACAGAGUUUGCCGUCAGGAUGAGAAAAAGUGAGGAAAAAGCUAAAGCGUUAUAUGCAAGUAUCAAGUGUCUCCAAGCCAAUGAUAUAACAGAUCAUGUCCAGAUACACGACAUUUUGAUUCGUCCAACAGACCAAGUCAGCUGA
Messenger RNA from Mytilus trossulus (common blue mussel), 755 nucleotides. RefSeq names its product dehydrogenase/reductase SDR family member 11-like. The transcript is spliced from 8 exons. The coding region runs from base 27 to 755 and encodes 242 amino acids. Gene Ontology annotation, molecular function: oxidoreductase activity. The record is from RefSeq and is a predicted model, not a curated record. NCBI's taxonomy places the organism in Eukaryota, Metazoa, Mollusca, Bivalvia, Mytilida, Mytilidae.